Messenger RNA from Anolis carolinensis (green anole), 5909 nucleotides. Its product is annotated as zinc finger protein 883. The record is from RefSeq and is a predicted model, not a curated record. Lineage: Eukaryota; Metazoa; Chordata; Lepidosauria; Squamata; Anolidae. Bases 1540 to 3438 code for a protein of 632 amino acids. The transcript has 3 exons.
GGUUGAGUUCUAACUUCCAACUGACUCAAGCCUCAACUGACUUCUAACUGACCUAACUGGCAACAACUGACCCAAGCCUCAACUGACUGCUAACUGACUUAACUGACUUCAACAGACUUCAGUGACUUCUUCCAACUGACCCAAGCCUCAACUAAUUGCUAACUGACUUCAGCAGACUUCAGUGACUUCUUCCAACUGACCCAAGCCUCAACUGACUGCUAACUGACUUCAGCAGACUUCACUGACUUCUAACUUCCAGCUGACCCAAGCCUCAACUGACUGCUAACUGAAUUAACUGACUUCAACAGACUUCCCUGACUUCUAACUUCCAGCUGACCCAAGCCUCAACUGACUGCUAACUGACUUAACUGACUUCAACAGACUUCAGUGACUUCUAACUUCCAACUGACCCAAGCCUCAACUGACUGCUAACUGACUUCAGCAGACUUCACUGACUUCUAACUUCCAGCUGACCCAAGCCUCAACUGACUGCUAACUGACUUAACUGACUUCAACAGACUUCCCUGACUUCUAACUUCCAACUGACCCAAGCCUCAACUAACUGCUAACUGACUUCAGCAGACUUCCCUGACUUCUAACUUCCAGCUGACCCAAGCCUCAACUGACUGCUAAUUGACUUGACUUCAACAGACUUCAAUGACUUCUAACUUCCAGCUGACCUAAGCCUCAACUGACUGAUAACUGACUUGACUUCAACAGACUUCCCUGACUUCUAACUUCCAGCUGACCCAAGCCUCAACUGACUGCUAACUGACUUCAACAGACUUCCCUGACUUCUAACUUCCAGCUGACCCAAGCCUCAACUAACUGCUAACUGACUUAACUGACUUCAACAGACUUCAGUGACUUCUAACUUCCAACUGACCCAAGCCUCAACUGACUGCUAACUGACUUCAGCAGACUUCACUGACUUCUAACUUCCAGCUGACCCAAGCCUCAACUGACUGCUAAUUGACUUGACUUCAACAGACUUCAAUGACUUCUAACUUCCAGCUGACCUAAGCCUCAACUGACUGCUAACUGACUUGACUUCAACAGACUUCCCUGACUUCUAACUUCCAGCUGACCCAAGCCUCAACUGACUGCUAAAUGACUUAACUGACUUCAACUGAUUCCUGAUUCAAAGGCAUUCUAGGAUGGAGUCUCACUCUGAAUAUGCUAAGAUCUGGGUCACAUGGCCUACUCGUAUAGCAGGCUUGCAGAAGGCUGCUGUUUCCAAGAGGAGCCCCCUUGGCUUCCCCCCAGGGUGAGGUCAGGAGAUGCGUCACUCACUCUUAUCCCUUCCCCUUGCUUAGCAUUUCCCUGGCCUUCUCUAGGAAGCUUGGAGCAGCAAGCUGAACCCCCCCCCCCCAUAUUUUCCUCCGCCUUUCUUCUUUCUUUCCAGCAAAGCUGUCAUUUGGAAGAAGACCCCCUCCCACCUUGCUUCUUCCAGGGGAUCCUCCUGCCAUCCCAAGGAGGUGCUGCUCUACCUUGAGGAGAUGUCUUUGUAAUUUGUGAAGUCUCUUGGAUCCAGGACAGAUGGCUCUCUACACACAAGUCAAGGUGGAGGAGGAGGAGGAGGAGGAUGAGAAGGUGGCCAUUCUGGCAGAUGUUAAGGAAGAUAACGAGGCCUAUCAAGAGUCGGCUUCAACCUCAACGAAUAUAACCAAGCCAGUUAUGAAAAAGGAAGAAAAUGGAAAUCAAAGGGGACAAAAAAGACAGGAAAGAAAGCAACAAAGGAAAAAUAACUCCUUUGCUUCUCUGGCUCCCGAUUUUUCCGAACCCCUGGACUCACAUUUGAAGCAGUGUCCAGUCUGUGGAAAGAAAUGGAAAUAUAAAUCGCACUUGAACAUACACUUCCGUGUUCAUACCGGGGAGAAGCCAUACGAGUGCAUGGAAUGUGGGAAGACCUUCAGUCAGAGCGGACAGUGUUAUUCCCAUCAGAAAAACCACAAAGUGGAGCAUCCAUACAGCUCCGAGGAAUGGACAAAGAGUUUCAGUGAGGGUGACCCGGAUGCCUACCCACAAAAGUCUCAAACAGAGGAGAGACCGUAUCAAUGCACAGAAUGCGGAAAGAGCUUUAGUAGCAGUGGACACCUACAUUCACAUCAAAUAACUCACACAGGAGAGAAACCAUACACAUGCAUGGAGUGUGGGAAGAGCUUUGCUCGUGGUAAUAGCUUACAUUCGCAUCAAAGAAUUCAUACAGGGGAGAAACCCUAUCAAUGCAUUGAAUGUGGGAACAGUUUUAGCCAGGCUUCACACCUACAUUUACACGAGAGGACUCACACGGGGGAGAAGCCGUACAAAUGCGUGGAAUGUGGGAAGAGCUUCAGUGGCAGUGGGCAGCUCCGUUCGCACGAAAGAAUCCACACGGGAGAGAAACCAUAUAAAUGCGUGGAAUGCGGAAAGAGCUUCAGCCAGAGUGGAAAUUUACGUGCCCAUCAAAGGACGCAUAUCGAGGAGAAACCGUAUCAGUGCACGGAGUGUGGAAUGAGUUUCAGCGCUAGUGCGCAUCUGUGUUCGCACCAGAGAACGCACACCGGGGAGAAACCGUAUAAGUGCACGGAGUGUGGAAAGAGCUUCAGCCAGAGUGGAAACCUGCGCUCACAUCAAAGGAUUCACAUAGAAGAAAAACCCUACAAAUGCAUGGAGUGUGGAAAGAGCUACAGCCAGAGCGGACACUUACGGUCACACCAACGAAAGCACACCGGGGAGAAGCCGUACAAAUGCAUGGAGUGUGAAAAGAGCUUCAGCGAUUACGGGACGUGUGCUAAGCAUCAAAGAGCUCACACCGGGGAGAAACCCUAUCAAUGCAUGGAGUGUGGGAAGAGGUUCUCUCGCGGCGACAGUUUACGUUCACAUCAGCGCAUUCACACAGGGGAAAAACCCUACGAAUGCUUGGAGUGUGGAAAGAGCUUUGGUGACAACGCCUGUCUACAGUCGCAUCAACGAACCCACACGGGAGAGAAGCCUUACAAAUGUCUGGAAUGCGGAAAUAGUUUCAGCCAGAGUGGAAGCCUACGCUUGCACCAAAGAACUCAUAUAGAGGAGAGGCCCUACAAAUGCACCGAGUGCGGAAAGGCUUUCUCUCGCAGUCAGUAUUUGCGGCUACAUCAAAGGACCCACACGGGAGAGAAACCCUAUCAAUGUCUCGAAUGCGGGAAAAGCUUCAGCCAGAGCGCGACUCUCCAUUCCCACGAAAAAAUCCACACAGGGGAGAAACCCUAUAAAUGCCUGGAAUGUGGAAAGAGCUUCUCUCGUGGGGACAGCUUACUUUCACAUCAAAGAAUCCAUACAGGGGAGAAGCCCUAUAAAUGCCUGGAGUGUGGAAAGGGUUUUGUCCGAAUCGAUCAUGUGCGUUCGCAUCAAAGAACCCACAGGCAGGACAAAGGCUCGCCGAAAUCAAAGCAGACUACUUCUGUAGCACUCCUCUGAUUGGGUGUGUGUUGUGUUCAUGUGAGGAAGGCAAAGGCAGAAUUACUGACCACUAUAGAGAAUGAAAAUCUGAUGGCUUCUUUUUUCCCCCCCUAGGACUGUGUUUUUUAAAAAAUGUUUUUUAAAAAACACAAAAAAUACAUACCAUAGAUAUACAAAACAUUUACAAUUCCCACCACCAACACGAGGAUUGUUUUCUUUUUACAUAUUCGUUUCUUUAUGAGACAAUUUUUAUAUCUUUAUCUUUAUCCAUUUCCAUCCUAUAUACUAUAUAACAUUUGUAUCUUAUUUCUUAUGGCUUGAUCUCCAGAUUGAUUCAUGAUAUAGUUCUUUACCCUUGUCCAUCUUUCUUCCAUUUCUUUUGUUCUAAUUUCAUUAGUUUUUACAACAUUUAGUUUCACAUUCAUUAUUUCAAAUUCCAUUUGCUCCACCAUAUAUUGGUACCAUUUACUUACUGACCACCCUAAUACUAUUACUGCUUGUGCACACUCAAUUGUUGCUUCUUUUAUUUCCCUUUUAUUUCCCAUUUCUUCUCUUUUCCCUAAUACCGCUAUUUCCUUUGUUAUGACCCACUCAUUUCCUAGUAUUUGAUUUGACUCGUUUAAAUCUAGUGGCUUUGUUGUGGAAUUUCGUUUGGACGCGGGUGAAGAAAGCAGACUGAUAGCAGAAGUUGUCUUCAAGAUAGUUUACUUUUGGCCAAGAGCAGGUGACAAUGUUAGCUAAUGCCCAAAAAACGCAAUGCCACACCUUGCCUUUAGUGGCUUUCCAAUUUAUACAAUUUUACAGAGCAUGCGCAGAAAGCUAGCUGACAAUGGAAUUUGCUGACUAUUACAAUCCUUUUGGACAUGCGUAGUUGCCUUGUAACUUAUAUAACUCAUUACUCAUCACAUCAGGUGAAGUGUCCAUAGUUUGCUCCACGUAUGCACUAUCCUCAGGUGACAUGUUCAUAGUUCAUCCCACGUAUCAUCCAGCAGCCAAAUAAUUACUGCAGUUUGAAUGACCUUAUAUUGUGAGCAAAGAGCAAAUGUCAGGCAGAACAUGUCCUUCGACACUUUCAUGGUAAAACAAUAUUUUUGAGUAAGGGUUAUCUAGGUAACGGAUUUUUAGGGUCUUUAAAUAAAAUAUUCAAGAGCUGCUCCAUUAGCUUCACUCCCAAACCAAGUUGAUAUAUAAACUGGACGUGGGAGUGGCAAUGGGUUAGAAAGGGAGGUAAUGGGGCUGAUUGUGAACGGAGGAUACCUGUGUGUGAAGGUAGGAAUAAUGGUGUUGUCGUAGUAGUAAUUUUAUUUGUUACUGACUUGAGGCCAGUUAAACCUUGGGUCUUACGGUAUUCGAGAUGUGGGGGAAAUACAUUGUAAAAAUAAAAUGGAUUCCCAAAAUCACAAAGGCAUAAAUCCACUACAGGCAGUAGUACAACAAUCACAGAGGUAAAUAUUUUUUGCAGCUUAUAUACAUCAAAUUCUUUCACCUGAGGAAGACUUAAUAUUUUGGAGAACUUGAUGUCCACUUCAUUUUGUAAUUAUUUUUCCACCUGAGGAACGUUAAUGUGGGAUAUGUGUAUUGAUAGUGUUUAAAUGCAAUUUGUGCCAUGCUUGUAUUGCAACUGAUUGCAUCAUCCAGAUUGUACCAUAAUGUGGAAAGAGUUAAUUGCCAAGAAGCUAUGAUGACCUUGAUGUGUGGCUGGAACUAGGGAGUAUCCAGACACAAGUGUUUGUGCAUAACGAUGGCAUCAGUUCAGUUCAGUUCAGUUGAGUUCUGUCUGCCUAGAGUUCGAGUCAAGUUCUGUUGGAGAACAGAGCAGUCCUGUGUUCGUCUGUUGUCUGCAAGUCUGUUUGUGUUGAUUAUUGCUGCAUACAGUAAAACUUUGUAAAUAGUUUUAACAACAUCUCUGAGUGGCUCUUCGUUCUGCGUUCUACUGCUUCCAUCCAACUACCGCUGUUCUGCAAAUACUCUAACAAGGAAGACUUAAUGAAACCGGUCUGGAAAGCUUCUACGUGGAAAUCUUCCACAAGGAAGCGGAAGCUCCACACAAUUAGUAUUAUUACAGGAUUAUCCUUUCAUAAACAUUUAAGUUUAUAAACUUUUACUUACAAGAGAGUAAGGAAUCUAAUGCUCUUAAGGAGAAGUCUCAGAGCUGCUGUUACAGAGAAGUCUGCUCCAAAGUCUUUGUGCUUGAUACCUUCAUCCCAAGCAAGGACGAACAUUCAAUACAGUUUGUUAUAAACUUCUGGCAUCCUUUGAAGAUCGUUACACAGCUCUCCAGAAGGAAAUUAUUGCUAUAAGAUUCUUAAUGGUUGAACUCUCUUGGCUAUAACCAAUCACUGUGUAUAUAACAGUCUUAUGUUCUUUGUAUACAUGUUCAUUUGUUGUAUAUAAGUUGCAAAAAAUAUUUACCUCUGUGAUUGUUUUACUACUGCUUGUAGUGGAUUUGGGUUUGUGGAAAUAUAUUGUAUCCAGUGCUUUUCAACCUC